Messenger RNA from Dermatophagoides pteronyssinus (European house dust mite), 521 nucleotides. RefSeq names its product RCC1 and BTB domain-containing protein 1-like. NCBI's taxonomy places the organism in Eukaryota, Metazoa, Arthropoda, Arachnida, Sarcoptiformes, Pyroglyphidae. Gene Ontology annotation, molecular function: protein binding. The record is from RefSeq and is a predicted model, not a curated record.
AUGACAAGAAAUCUUAAAUUUUUACCGCCCAUAAAAUUGGAUAAUCGACCGAGAUCAUUCAGUUCAGCAUCAUUAGCGAUAUCAUCUUCAGCAAUUACUUUUGGUCUAACACCAUUCGUAUUCGAAUAUGAUGAUCCUAUAUUAAAAUUAUUCAAUAAUCCAGAUAAUUAUGAUGUCGAGUUUAUUGUCGAUAAUAGAAGUAUAUUGGCUUGUAAAUGUCAUCUAAAAAAGGAAUCAGAAUAUUAUAGUCGAAUGUUUUCGGGUGAUUGGAAAGAUGCUAAUAAGGUGAUUAUUCGUAAUUAUAGCUAUAAAGCUUAUAGCUUAUAUUUACGUAUGUUACAUGAAGAGUUCUACGGAUUCCAUAUCUAUCAAUCCAAUAUAGCUGAACUUAUUGAUUUGGCACAUUGUUAUAAUGAUGAACGAUUAAUGAAACAUUGUCGAGAAUUCAUACAAAAGGAACUGACUCAGCGGACAUUAUUCACUUAUCUUCCUUUGAUCGACAAAUAUGAACUUGAUGAGAU